CUGCAGUUGGGAGUGAACUGUUGAAGCAUUCAGAUCCGAAUCAGUGAAUCUGCUCACCAGCCCGAGCCGAGCGGCUGAGAGGACAUCUGCCUUUUACGCGCUCAGAGAAUUGGCACUCACUCAACCACAGGGACCAUGAUGAGAGGGAUCAAAUAAGUAAAAAAAAAAAAAAAGCCUUGGAUCUUUGCAUUUAAGUUUGAAUAAUUAUUAGAAACAAGAAGUUACAACAAUGAGGGGAUUUACACCUUUCUUCAUCAAUGUGUUCAUGCUUGCGCUCCUCGUCGCCACCGUCUCUACAACCAAGAUAAACGUGCCAAGACUGAGGCUAUCCUUUAAAGACCUGCUGUCCACCAACCGGUCAUCCAUAUUCAGCGGGUACGAUGGUCAGCUCUCUCUUAGCGCUCUCUUUCUGGAUGAGUACCGCGAUCGACUCUUUCUGGGGGGGAAAGACGUCCUGUACUCCCUCAUGUUGAGUCCCAUCAGCAGUGAAUCUAAAGAGAUCUACUGGCCCCCGUUACCUGGAAACAGAGAAGAUUGCAUCCAGACAGGGAAGGAACAGACAGAGUGUGCCAACUUUGUCCGCCUUCUGCAGCCUUACAACCGCACCCACCUGCUGGCCUGUGGCACCGGUGCCUUCCAGCCCAUGUGUGCCUUCAUCUCUGUGGGCCACAGAGGAGAGCAUGUGUUCACAAUGGAUCCAAAGAAUGUGGAGAGCGGACGAGGAAAGGUUCCACAUGACCCCAACUUCCCAUUUGCCAGCACCUUCAGUGGUGGAGAACUAUAUACAGGACUGACGGCAGAUUUUCUUGGAAGAGACUCUGUAAUCAUCAGGAGCAUGGGGGGUCGCACCACCAUGAGGACAGAGACUGACCAGAAACUACUUCAUAACCCCAAGUUUGUUGCUGCCCACCUCAUCCCGGACAACGAUGACCGAGACAAUGACAAAGUGUAUUUCUUCUUCACCGAGAAGGCUUCAGAGGAGGGGGACAGGGAGGAGGCCAUACAUGCACGAGUCGGUCGAGUGUGUGCGAAUGAUAUUGGAGGCCAGAGAGUUCUGGUCCAUAAGUGGAGCACCUUCAUAAAAGCAAGACUAGUCUGUUCUGUCCCAGGACCUCAUGGCAUCGACACACACUUCAACCAGCUCGAGGAUGUUUUCCUGCUGAGGACCAAGGAUGUGAGAAACCCAAUCAUCUAUGCAAUUUUCAGCACCAUCAGUAAUGUGUUUCAGGGCUUUGCUGUGUGUGUGUAUCGCAUGGCUGACAUCAGAGAAGCUUUCAACGGACCUUUUGCUCAUAAAGAGGGUCCCAACUAUCAGUGGGGUCCUUAUGAAGGCAAAGUACCUUAUCCAAGACCAGGAGUGUGCCCUAGUAAAAUCACCAAUCAGCCUGGCAGAGAGUUCGGCAGCACGAAGGACUUCCCAGAUUCGGUGCUGCACUUUGCUCGCAGUCACCCGUUGAUGUGGCGGUCGGUGUACCCGGCCCUACGCCAGCCGGUACUUGUAAAGGCCAACAUUCCCUACAAGCUGACGCAAAUUGUGGUCGACAGGGUUGAGGCAGAAGACGAGCAGUAUGAUGUCAUUUUUAUUGGUACAGAUGUUGGUAAAGUGUUGAAGGUAAUCGCGCUGCAUUCUGGAAACAGUUUAGAAACGGAAGAGGUCACGCUGGAGGAGCUACAAGUCUUCAAGGCACCAACUCCAAUUACAUCAAUGGAGAUAUCUGUGAAAAGGCAAGCCCUGUAUGUGGGCUCUCCAGCAGGCGUGGCGCAGGUGAAGCUGCAUCACUGUGAGACUUAUGGGAAAGUCUGCGCUGAGUGCUGCUUAGCCAGAGACCCUUACUGUGCCUGGGAUGGAUCGUCCUGUACACGGUUCGUUCCUAACAGCAAGCGCCGCUACCGAAGGCAGGACAUCCGGCAUGGAAACCCUGUUCUGCAGUGUGUGGAUCAGAAUCUGAGCGAUCUGGAUGUGACAGAAGACAAAGUGGUUUAUGGGACUGAGAAGAACAGCACCUUCCUGGAGUGUGUUCCUCGCUCACCACAGGCUGCAAUCACAUGGCUAGUCCAACAGGAAGACCGCAAAGAAGAGGUGAAGUUGGACGAUCGUGUGAUGUCAACAGAACAGGGUUUGCUGUUCCGUCAUCUCUUCCGUCAGGAUGAAGGCGUGUACAUCUGCCGCUCUCGGGAGCACGGCUUCACGCAAACACUGGCUCGCAUCACCCUGGAAGUCCUCCAGGGGGACACUGUGGAUGAGCUCAUGGCACGUGACAACUCGGGGCUCUCUGACACGUUCAAAGACCGGUCCGCAGGAAGCUACAGGCCCUGGAUGCCUUGCAACACUUACAGCAGGGGCGGCUCACCGAGCCAAAUCGGCCAAUCACGCACAUGGUUCAAGGACAUCAUGCAGCUCAUCGGGCCAUCAAACCUGCCACACGUGGAGGAGUACUGUGAGAGGAUGUGGUGCAAUGACAAGAUCCGGAGGAAACACAAGGGCAUGUUGGAGAAAUAUCGCCAAGCACAAGAGAGUGCUAGGAAGGCUCGUAGCAAGAGCUCUGGUGAACGUAACCGGACCCCACGAGACCUAAGAACCUGGGAGGUUUAACAUGAAAAAAAAAAAAAAAUUGUAAUUAUGGUUUUAGGACUGAAUCACAAAGUCAAAAACUAGCUCAAAAUUUUUAUUUAAAAAUAAUUUUGUAGAUGAGUCUGUUUUGGCCUUAAAGGGAACAAUUAAAAAAAAAAUAAAAAAAAAUAAAAAAUGGAAAAACUUAUUUAGAUU
Molecule: messenger RNA, 2767 nt
Organism: Nematolebias whitei (Rio pearlfish)
Lineage: Eukaryota; Metazoa; Chordata; Actinopteri; Cyprinodontiformes; Rivulidae
Gene: sema3g
Product: sema domain, immunoglobulin domain (Ig), short basic domain, secreted, (semaphorin) 3bl
Exons: 16
Coding region: 230-2593 (787 amino acids)
Biological process (GO): negative regulation of axon extension involved in axon guidance; axon guidance; semaphorin-plexin signaling pathway
Molecular function (GO): semaphorin receptor binding; chemorepellent activity
Source: RefSeq, a predicted model, not a curated record